Alligator sinensis (Chinese alligator) is the source of this 1668-nucleotide messenger RNA. RefSeq names its product olfactory receptor 5B21-like. NCBI's taxonomy places the organism in Eukaryota, Metazoa, Chordata, Crocodylia, Alligatoridae. Gene Ontology annotation, cellular component: membrane. Gene Ontology annotation, biological process: G protein-coupled receptor signaling pathway. The record is from RefSeq and is a predicted model, not a curated record. The transcript is spliced from 3 exons. Gene Ontology annotation, molecular function: G protein-coupled receptor activity; olfactory receptor activity. Bases 324 to 1151 code for a protein of 275 amino acids.
GGGAGAAGGAGCCCUCUUGGAGCAAGUGAAGGGAAGAGGUAUAUGGUCAAAGUGAGAAAACAGGGAAAACUUCAGAGUGGGUUUGAAAUUGAAUUGCUCUCAGCUGUGCAACAAAAUCCAUAGAAACAUGUGCCUGCAAUUUGGUAGGUCAACAAAUGUGUACAAGGGCUGUCUGAGCAGUUUCAGGUCACUACCUAGGAAAGGAAAACCAAACCACUGAGUUUAUUCUCUUAGGACUUUCCAGUGACCCACAGCUCCAAAUUUUACUGUUCUGCGUGUUUUUGGUGAUAUACCUAAUCACCCUAGCAGGGAAUGCUGCCAUCAUGUUGGUGAUAAGAGCUGACUCUCAUCUUCAUACCCCCAUGUAUUUCUUCCUGUCUCAUCUAUCCAUUGUCGAUAUCUGCUAUUCCUCAGUCACUGUCCCGAAGAUGCUGGCAAACUUACUAGCAACGCAUAAAUCUAUUUCUGUUAGUCUUUGCUUUACCCAGAUGUUCUUUAUACUUCUUUCAGGUACUUGUGAAUUAUCCAUGCUCUCAGCCAUGGCUUAUGACCGCUAUGCUGCCAUAUGUAGCCCCCUGCAUUAUGCCAGGACUAUGAACAAAAGGGUGUGCAGGCAGCUAGUGGGUGGAUCCUGGACAAUAGGUCUCAUGUAUUCACUUGUUAACACGGUUCCUGUAUUCAAGUUGCAGUUCUGUGGGUCCAAUAAAAUUGGGCAUUUCAGCUGUGAGCUUCCCCCACUACUAGCAAUAUCCUGCUCUGGGACAUUCACAAACAAAAUAGCUCUACUUUCUUCUGCUGUCACCCUUGGUAUUGGCACUUUCCUCCUCACAUUGGUUUCCUACAUACAUAUCAUCUUCACCAUCUUGAGGAUACGCUCUGCGGAGGGUAGACGUAAAACGAUCUCCACCUGCAGUUCCCACCUCAUUGUGGUGGGUUUAUGGUAUACAGCAGGUUUUCUUCAGUACAUGAAACCCAGUUCCAGUUCCUCAGUGAUCCUUGAUCAAGUUUUCUCCAUCCAGUACAGCAUCUUAACCCCCAUGUUAAACCCCAUCAUCUAUAGUCUAAAAAAUAAAGAAGUAAAAACAGCCUUGGGCAGAAUUUUCAAGCAAAAAAUCAAGUUCUCGACUCAUGUAAAUAGAAUACAAUGGUAAACAGUUAUUUUCAAUAUUUUUAAUGAAAAAUAAUUUCUCUUAAAAAUACAGAAGUAUGGGACUCAAAGUAUUGGGACGUUCUGAGCACAUGUUCUUGGAUGAUGCUUUAACACAAAUGGCAAUGUAUUUUAUUCUAAAAAUAUCAAAAUAUGGCAUGCCAGUGAAUGCAUAUAAUAUGACAUUAUAAGGACCAGCACAAGUGUUUUAAUGAGACUUUAAAACAUGGUUUAGAUCAAGUUAAUUUAUUUCAAUGAAGCCUGAAUUUAUCUUUACUUUAAAUCUAUUUGGAUGUCAGUUCAAUGAACAAUUAACUCAAUAUACUGUAUAAACCAAACACCUGUACCAGUAAAAUUGGCUCUGGAUAGAUCCCAGAAUAUGUUUAUCCAGUGGUUUAGUAAUCAGCCUCUGAUCUCUGGAUGAUAAAUGUAGGGGAAUUAAAUUCUAUUGCAUUAAAAUUGAUCGGAAACACCUUGUUCCUGAAGUACUUGAAAAAACGUAUUUUAUAUCCUACCUCACU